AUUGAGUGGGUGGGGUGAAAUAAACAAUCUGUCAUUUUUAUCUUAAGCUGAAACUGCAAUGUUCGAUUGUAACAGCGAUAUCAUCAACAAUUUCUUAUACACGGCGAUUUAUUUGACAGUGUUACGCGUGAACCAUGGAUCUAGCCAGCCAGGAGUUCCAGAGGAUGACGAUGCAUGAAUCACGCAGUCAGAUCACCCCUCCCCCUGUAGCAAAGAAGCCCACAUCUACAUACAGAGCAGGUCCUGCCCCGUAUCGUGGCUACAAUGACAAGCCCGAAGAUUUCUUCCCCCCGCCCCCUCCCCCACCCACCUCGUCCUAUGCAGACCAUCACUACCCGCCCCCACCCCUUGAGAGCAAGGAAAGUAUCUACCAUGAGAUACAGGACGACGACUUCCCGCCCCCACCCAUGUCAUCAUCUAACGAGUAUACACGAGAACCAAUGUAUUCACGAUCCAGCGGUUACACCAAGUACAGCAGUCCAGGCAUGUCAUCUUACGAGAGCCGGCAGCAGGAGGCGCAGACCCUGGUGCAGCCAUCAGGGCGCUAUGAGAGAGAGGUCAAACAGGCCACCUACAGCGUGCAGAGCACAGACAGCAGUGGUAAGUCCUCCCCUCACUCCACCCCAUACAGCACUUAUGGGUUCUCUCCAAACUACGGGACACAGAGUGUCUACAACAGCGGUCCAUCCCCCACUACCUACGGGGGACAGCCCAAUGUCUACCCCUCAUCAGGAGGUCAGUAUGGCAGCUACUCACCCACCAUGAGGUCAGGAAGCCCCAGCUAUGCCCAGACAGGCUCGUACCCCACCAUGAGUAGCUACUCACCCACCCCAGCCCCACAGGACUCCGGGUCAGGGGUCACGUAUGCCUCGAUAGCCGACAUGGGGGUCACGUAUGCACAGAUCAAACCUCGGUCUGAGCGCAACCAGCCUGGGCCCCAGAUUCCCAUUCAGAUCAAGGUGCAGGACUCUCGGCAGACAGACAACGCUGGGUACAUGACCCCCAGUCAGGCACAGUAUCUCAGACAUUCGCCUGUGCCGGCCAGCUCUGCCCCGCCCACCGCCCAGAUGUCGUCACGGUUACAGCCAGACAACAGGGGAGGUAACCUGGCGUCCAAGGAGCAGGAGGUGGACGCGCUCACACAGCUGUUGAUGCAAGGCCUCGAGGGCACCAAGGACCCUGAUUUCUAUGGUAUUUGUGCAAAGUGUGGAAAGAAGGUGGUAGGUGAGAACAACGGCUGUACAGCCAUGGACCAGAUCUUCCAUAUUGCCUGCUUCGUGUGUAUCGGCUGUGGUACUUUGUUACGAGGGAAAUCCUUCUAUGCCAUGGAAACAAAACCACACUGUGAGCCUUGUUACUUAAAUACCCUGGAAAAGUGCUCCAUAUGUUCCAAGCCUAUCACAGACAGAUUGCUAAGGGCAACUGGGAAGCCAUACCAUCCGGCCUGCUUCACGUGUGUGGUAUGUGGCAAGUCGCUGGACGGCAUCCCCUUUACAGUGGACGCAACAAACCAGAUACACUGCAUAGAGGACUUCCACAGAAAGUUUGCGCCGCGUUGCUGUGUGUGCCAGAAGCCCAUCAUGCCAGAGCAAGGUCAGGACUCCACUGUGAGGGUCGUUGCCAUGGAUAGGAGUUUCCAUAUCAACUGCUACCGCUGCGAGGAUUGUGGGGACCUUCUAUCAUCCGAGGCCGAGGGCCGGGGCUGCUAUCCCCUUGACGACCACAUCCUGUGCAAGACGUGCAACGCUCGACGAAUCAACGCUCUCACCACCAAACUUUCAACAGAACUGUAAACUUUUGGUCCUGGCUAUAUGUACUUAUGCGUAACCAAGCUGGCAAUUGAACUCUAAACCUUUUGUCCAGGCCAUGUAAAUCUGUGCAUGGCAAAGGUGGCAAAUGAACUGUAAACCUAUGAUCCCAACUGUAUGAACAGUCUCUCCUUCAAGAUUUCAAUGGAAUUAUUGUCUUGUUGUUCUUGCCAUAUAAACACAUGCACCAACAAACUUUUUACGGAAAUGUAAAAAAAACAAAACUAUUGUCCUUGCCACAUGAAUACAUGCACCAUAAACCCUUUAACCCUUUGCAUGCUGGGAAAUUUGUCGUCUGCUAAAAUGUCGUCUGCUGAAUUUCUAAAAUUAGCAUUUUCUUCGAUUCUUUUCAAAGAAUAUUAUCAUAAUAGCAAACAGUCUGGAUCCUGAUGAGACGCCACGUUCUGUGGCGUCUCAUCUGGAUCCAAACUGUUUGCAAAGGCUUUCAAAAUUCGGUUCCCGCACUGAAAGGGUUAAGUUCAAAGGAACUGUUAAUUUGUUGUUUUCACUUUUCAUGUAUUUAUGCAUUCUCAACCAGCGGUUACUGUUGUCUUUGCUGUAUCAAUAAACAUGCCAUAAAACAAGUCAACUUAGAUUUGCUACCUGUUGUUGUUUAUUUUAUUAACAUACCAGGAAACUAUCCAUAGAACUGUUGAAAUAUUGAUAUUUCCUUCAAGUGUUUGAAGAACCUUUGCAACUUUUAUUAAGGCUUUUGUUCCUCGCAAUAGAGCCAAAAUCCAUACCUAGUUGCAAUGAUCUUGUUUUAAGACAUAACUAUGCAAUGAACAAUCUGUUCUAUAUAAUUUUUUAUUUGCACAAUCUGUCAAACUAUCCAUUUUCUAUGACUGGAAAAAAAUCUGUCACAAAAAUCAACUUAUUUUCCUUUCAGACAUCUUUAUAUUUGUCAUGCAGGGGACACAUGUACCUCACAGUUGUAGUUAUAUGAACGUUGUAAAUGAGACGCAUUCUGGGAACGAGGCCAUAUGCAUGUGCGUAAAGUGUCGUCCCAGUUUAGCCUGUUCAGCCUGCACAGGCUAAUCAGGCUGAACGCUUUCCACCUAGACUGGAUCUUCGUUAUGAGAAGAGUUCCUUUAAGCAAAAAAUAUCAAAUUUGUGAAUUACAAAGGUUUGCCUGGGAUGACACCAUGCACAUGCAUUAAGCUAAGUUUUUUUCCAGAUCUGAGCUGUAUUAUUUUUGCCAACACCAUUAUUAUUCUAUAUACUUAAUAUGUCUGUGUAUUUGUGCAAGCAUUUUUUGCUGAACUCUCCACAUAAAUAUUUCAGUCCGAUAAGCCAUGAAGUAAUCAUGGUUCACAUACACAUUUUCAAUUUUGUAUUUAAAUUUUGUGUGCUGUAAUUUAUUGUUAAUCUUCUUUAAAUCAAUCCUCUGUCAUUGAAUUUUAUAUCAGCGGGCAACACAUGCAGUGGCAAGUUGUACAUUUGUAUGCUUUUUAUUAAGAAAUGGUACAUUUGUCAAAGAAUACAUAUCUCACUCACGAAUAUAUAAUUUUCUGACUGCUUUUUAAAAACCAUUUUGCUUUAUUAUACCUCCGGAAUAACUGAUGUUUGAGUUUUAGAUAAAAGUGGGCAUUGCUUUCAAUAUAGUUUAACAUAGGAUCAUGAACAAUGUAAUUGCCAUAUUUUUAUUCAAAGUUUUUGAUGUUAUCACACAAAUGCUUUAAAUGAUUACAUAUUUGUUGAGUUUUAGAAUUCUUCACAUUGCACUCCACAGUCUCUUUAUACUUCAAAUAUUAAAUUGUGUGGAGUGUAAAACUUUUGUUAUCCUUUUUCUACUGUUCAUACGUAUCUGAAUAUCUUAUCCUUUUCCAAGCAAAACAUUAUUGUGUCAAUUUCUUAGGAAUUGUUUUCUAAUUCUAUUAAAAAAAAUAAAAAAUAUAUUUUGUAAGGUAUGAUAUAUUUUUGGGGUUUUUGUUUUUAGCACAAUGUGCAACAAAAUGUCUGUUCUACUGUAUUUCAAAUGGUCAUGCAGUACAACCCCAUCUUCUGUUUGUACAAAUGUAACAUCACAAUCGGUAAGAAAGAUGUGCUAAUUACCAACACAGGAAAAGAAAAAAAUACAGUUAAAUCGUGCUGUAGUUGAUUAACAACACCUGAAAAAACUCUUGGACAAAUACAUUUUGUUUAAACGUGCUGUAGUGUAAGUCAUCAUGUAUUUUACACUGGAAGCCCUCAGUAUUGCAAUAUUUUCUAUUUUAUAUGCUUUUAUAUGCUGACAACAUUUUACUCACAUUAUCUGCUUAUACCUGUUGCAUGGUAAACAUUUUUAGUACUAUUUUGUUUGUAACUGUUAUCUUUUUAGAUAUUUUUUACUUGUUUUGCCUUUUUAUUUAAAAUACGUCAGGUGUGUGAAUGUGUUCAUUGUUUUGUUUUCCUAUAUAUUUGAUCUGUUUUCAAUCAUUACUCAAACUGCUUCGUUGUAAUGGCACAUAGAACUACCAUAUACUUUGGGCUUUUGUACAAAGCGAGCCUAUUUUAAGGCUUUAUUCAGUAUAUUGUAUGUAAAUUUCGCAGUAAAUAUUAAUUAAUAAAAUCGAAACCUUAA
Messenger RNA from Dreissena polymorpha, 4371 nucleotides. RefSeq names its product lipoma-preferred partner homolog. The record is from RefSeq and is a predicted model, not a curated record. Bases 135 to 1793 code for a protein of 552 amino acids. Lineage: Eukaryota; Metazoa; Mollusca; Bivalvia; Myida; Dreissenidae. The transcript is spliced from 13 exons. Gene Ontology annotation, cellular component: focal adhesion; stress fiber. Gene Ontology annotation, biological process: cell-cell adhesion.